CGGCGGAGCGCAGCAUCAUGGCGGACCGAGACAGCGGCAGCGAGCAGGGUGGUGCGGCGCUGGGCUCGGGCGGCUCCCUAGGGCACCCGGGCUCGGGCUCAGGCUCCGGCGGGGGCGGUGGUGGCGGCGGGGGCGGCGGCGGCAGUGGCGGCGGCGGGGCCCCGGGGGGGCUGCAGCACGAGACGCAGGAGCUGGCCUCCAAGCGGGUGGACAUCCAGAACAAGCGUUUCUACCUGGACGUGAAACAGAACGCUAAGGGCCGUUUCCUCAAGAUCGCUGAGGUGGGCGCUGGCGGCAACAAGAGCCGCCUCACCCUCUCCAUGUCUGUGGCAGUGGAGUUCCGCGACUACCUGGGCGACUUCAUCGAGCACUACGCGCAGCUGGGCCCCAGCCAGCCGCCCGACCUGGCCCAGGCACAGGACGAGCCACGCCGGGCGCUCAAGAGCGAGUUCCUGGUGCGCGAAAACCGCAAGUACUACAUGGAUCUCAAGGAGAACCAGCGCGGCCGCUUCCUGCGCAUCCGCCAGACAGUCAACCGGGGGCCCGGCCUGGGCUCCACGCAGGGCCAGACCAUUGCGCUGCCCGCACAGGGGCUCAUCGAGUUCCGUGACGCUCUGGCCAAGCUCAUCGACGACUAUGGAGUGGAGGAGGAGCCGGCCGAGCUGCCCGAGGGCACCUCCUUGACUGUGGACAACAAGCGCUUCUUCUUCGAUGUGGGCUCCAACAAGUACGGCGUGUUUAUGCGAGUCAGUGAGGUGAAGCCCACCUACCGCAACUCCAUCACCGUGCCCUACAAGGUGUGGGCCAAGUUCGGACACACCUUCUGCAAGUACUCGGAGGAGAUGAAGAAGAUUCAAGAGAAGCAGAGGGAGAAGCGGGCCGCUUGUGAGCAGCUCCACCAGCAACAGCAGCAGCAGCAGGAGGAGACCACCGCUGCCACCCUGCUACUGCAGGGUGAGGAAGAAGGGGAAGAAGAUUGAUCAAACUGAAUGAAACACACACACACACACACACACGCACGCAUACACGUACGUGUACACACACACACACACAGCCACACACAGAGAGAAAAUAUACUGUAAAGAGAGAAAAUAAAAAGUUAAAAAGUUUAAAAAAAAACUUAAACUCCAAGGGAGCACCACCCACAGAACCUCCACCAACUGACAGUUUCUCUUCUUGACUUGCCACCCAUCGCUGGAUGUUGUCCACUUUAUCCACCAUGUAAAACAGUAAGCAGCUGCUAAAAACAAAAAACAAAAAAAUAUACAAAAAGUAAUAACAUUAUAUGAACUGUGUUUCCUACUUGAUUAAAAAAUAUAAAGAACUGAGUGUUUAUUUCCCUAAUUAACCAAGAACUUUUGUACACGUUUAAGCUAUUAUUAUUAAAAGUGUUUGCAAAAUGGUCAAGAUUAUAAUAUUGCUGAAUUAUAUAAAAAGUCCUUUUCAUGUUGAGCUAACAUUUGACUUUAGCACAAAAAAGAGAUAUUUUAGAACACGUAAAAUAAUAUUUUUAGUUUUUCUCAUUUUGUUACCAAAUUUCAAACCUUACAUGGAGGUUAUUAUAGUAUAUUUGACAUCCUAUAUACCUGUGAUUAGAGAUGUGUAUAUAUAUGAGGGCUAGGCAUGCUGUGUGUCUGAGCUUUGUCUAAAUGUUAUGCAGAAGUUUGUAGAGUUCAAGGUACGUAGGUUUAAUUCAUGCAAGGUAAACAAUAAGUGCUCUCUUUUAUACAAUAUGCAUUGCAUCUGGACCUUAAACAUAUAAAAAUGGUCAGUGAAACUUCUGUGAACAUGAAGAAAUUAUUAAAAAAGGCAUUUAAAUGAAAUUUGCUAAGUUGUGAUUUUUAUGGUUGGAACCAAAGUUAUUCAAAUAGUAAAAGAAAAAGAGAAAGAAAAAGGAAAUUUCCCAUAAUAUUUUUCUGCAUCUGUUUGCUUUGACUGAGUAGGUGUUUUGUUAUUAUUGUGUAUAUGAGAUGUACUUGUAUUGUUCAUAAUAUAUAUUUUUUAUUAUGUGUAGAAAGAUUUUAAAAACCUAACUAACGUGCAGCAAUUUCCAGUGAACCUGUACUUGGAUAUCAGGUAGUGAGUCUAUUUGUGGUCACUAGCACUGUCUCCUAAACUUGUAAGAGGUCUGAAGCUAUCCUUUGAUUUUUUUUGCCAGUGCUAUUAACUUAUGUAGACCUGUUUAAAAGCAAAGCAACACCAUUAUAGUUAUCCUACUGAGCCAUGGAUUCUGAGUUUCCUUUAAAAGUGAAAGCCAAGUUGGUGUAUGUAAAGGAUUUCCAUGUAGCUGUGGUGCUAGUUAUUACUGGCUACAUUAUAUGUAAGUGUUUUGUGUUCCCCAAGUGUACAAGCCUUCUGUCAAAAGUAUGUUCUAUUAUCACUCAUAUUCAAAGUUUAGGGUAUGAAAAUGCAAGCUUAGGAGAGCACUUUACCAAGCUGGUGUCCUCCACUGAAAUUGUUUGUAACGAUAGUCUUUUACAGGUUUUCAUUUGAAGAUGUUUGUGUGCUUUUAAUUGACAACUAACUUCUUGCUGCUGUAUAGUAAAAUAUUAAUAUAUUUUUUAUCAUUAAACUGCUGCAUGACUAUCAUCUUUGAGUGAAGAGAAAAAUGUUAUAAAAAGAUGCCUUAAAUACAGUACAUUUUGGUUUGGAAUUCUGUAGAAAGUAUUUUGGUAAAAAAAGAAAAAAGAAAAAAAGAGGAUCUUGGAUCUUGUCUUGACAGAGAGAGUUCUGGACAUGCAAUUGUUUCUUGGCAAAUCCAGCCAUCUAGAUCUACCUGCUGUAUGUAGAAGAAACCACCGGUAGGACUGGGAAAGGUCAGUACCUUUCCCAUUGGAAAGCAUCCGCCUAGGAAGGCAGAACAGUUGUCUUUUUUGAAGGAUUUUUUUUUUCCUGCUGGCUCUUUAGGUUUUGAUUUGAUAUUUUUAAGCUUUCUGGUUGUACGUGUUGAAUAACAAGCUAUUUUCAUUGUACUGUGCAUUUUCCACUGUUUGCUUUUCAUAUUCAUACAAUGUUAACUAUGAGGUGACCGUACAAUAGUUAGGGGUUUCUUUACUUACAAAAUCACUGGAAAUUAUUAAAUUGCUUUCCCCUCCCCCCAAGGUGCAUUUUUUUUAUUAUUUUCAUAUAGUAAAGUUGAGCUUUUACAGUGCAUAAUGUGACAUUUGGAAUGCUUAUCAACUGCAUGUAAACAUUAAUAACCUGCACUUUUGUCUUAAGGUUUGUUGAGCUGUUUUGUUCACUGUACUUUAACUGUGAUAUGGAAAAGAUUGCAUUCUCUGUGCUGUUUCUAAUUAGGAAAGAGAAUUGCUUUGAUUUUGUCUCUUGUUUACUAUAGCUUCUUAAAGUUAAGCCUUGUGCUACGAGUUGUUGGAGUACUCCUAGAUCAGUGUUUCUUAGUAGCCAGCAGUCAGUAGUGCAAGUCAACAAAAACACAGCAAACUUAGGCAAAGUGUCCUUUCUUUGAGAUGCAAGUUCUUUCAUUAGGUUUUCUUUAGGGUCAACUGCCUAAAGUGAAACCUUUCUUACCUAUAGACUUCAGAUUCUGCUUGGAAUCCUACUGGAUCAAGAAGCACAUGUACUGUGCUGUUGUCUUUACACUAUAACAGUUAAACACAAUCUUACUAGGACUUUGAAUCCAUUGUCUGAUUUAUGGUCAGUGGGUUUAAAAAGAAAUCCACACGCAGAUCUUUUAAGACUUAAAAAGUGGUCAUAUAGAGAAGACUGAGUGACUGUAAAGAUGCUCUUUUUGUUCAAAGCAUCUCACUUUCUCCCCAUCAACCUCCUCACCUCCCUUCCCCUUUUCCUUUUUCAUCCUCCCCUACAUUUAUUUCUCUCCCAGGUGCUCGGUACUUUACCAAGGUUCUAUAUUUCAGUGUGUUAUGUUAGAGUCUCUUCAUGUUUUUAGUUUUACUAGUGGGUAGUCCCAGUUUGUGCUGAAAAAAGAAGGGUAUAUUUGACCAUAUGUGUUAUUCAUAGAAGACAGUAUGAUCAAAUGUGCCAAAAACAAGCAAACAGAACUUAAUUCAUGACAAGUAUGCCUUAUUUUUAUUGAUCUGCUUUGUCUUACAAUUAAGGUCCAAGAGCUUGGUUAAACUAUGUUAUUUGCCUAAGUAAAAAAAGAAAACUUGAAAUG
Molecule: messenger RNA, 4135 nt
Organism: Microtus ochrogaster (prairie vole)
Lineage: Eukaryota; Metazoa; Chordata; Mammalia; Rodentia; Cricetidae
Gene: Pura
Product: purine rich element binding protein A
Exons: 1
Coding region: 18-980 (320 amino acids)
Biological process (GO): regulation of transcription by RNA polymerase II
Cellular component (GO): nucleus
Molecular function (GO): DNA-binding transcription factor activity, RNA polymerase II-specific; purine-rich negative regulatory element binding; RNA polymerase II transcription regulatory region sequence-specific DNA binding
Source: RefSeq, a predicted model, not a curated record